UCAUCAUUGGAGGAAGCAUGGCAGUGCCACCAGCAGCGGCUGAGAUUGACGUUGAAACACCACUUAAUCUGGUCGGAAUUCUAAGUGUUGUCGCUUCUUUCCCCAUGACAGUAUUUAUAAUUUACAUCAUAAGGACUUGUUAUGAAAAAGCCAGGAGACAGCUCCGACAUCCGACUCAAGACAUUGAGGCCGGCCGUCAAUCCAUGCGGCAACCGGCAGGGACCGUUGUAAUAUACAAGAAGAACAAUAUCAUUAGCACGCAAGAAACAACAGCCAAAGAAGAAGAGAGUGGAAGCAAGGAUUGUGCAAUAUGCCUGGAAGAACUGAAAGAAGGGGAUCGUUGCAGGAUGUUAAGCAAAUGCCGACAUGUUUACCAUCUUUCUUGCAUCGAUCGAUGGUUGCUUAAGCACUCCCAUUGCCCGCUUUGUCGUGCUUCUAUCUACGCUUCCUGAUCUAACUGCUUUUCUUUGCAUUACAAUUGUUUCAUAGUUUAAUAUUCUUUUAUAUUCGUAUAUAACAUUUUAUCUGUUCUUCAACAUUCAUCAAUGGCUGUGGUUUGUUAGUUUGAUCUUUUUUUUUUGUUCUCUCUAGCCCUCCCUUUCAAGUGUUUCGCAAUAAAAAAAAACAAUGAACAUGACAUGAUAUGUUUAAACUUGGUUACAUGAGAUGUUUGAUGCACAUUUUGUAAUAGAUUUUCAUACUUCUUAUAAUUUGUGGUUUUU
This is a messenger RNA of Gossypium raimondii (Peruvian cotton), 722 nucleotides long. Its product is annotated as RING-H2 finger protein ATL39. The coding region runs from base 18 to 452 and encodes 144 amino acids. The record is from RefSeq and is a predicted model, not a curated record. The transcript has a single exon. Gene Ontology annotation, biological process: protein ubiquitination. Lineage: Eukaryota; Viridiplantae; Streptophyta; Magnoliopsida; Malvales; Malvaceae.